AUGGAAGAUAUUAAAGCGCAUAAUGAUGAUGAUAAUGAUGAUAUCAAUGACGUUAAUGAUGAUAUCAAUGACACUAAUGAUGAAACCAAUCAUUUAAAUACAGAUCACAAUUACAUUUCACAAACCCCAAGUUUCGUUCCUACUGUAAAUCCUACAUCAAACAAAUAUAUCAAAGACAACCUGGCGUGUUUUUACUGCUGUGCUAAAGUCAAGACGUAUGAGGAGCUUCAAGAACAUGCCAAGAGACAUAAAUCUCUGGAAAACCCUUACGAGUGCACAAUUUGUGGUGCCAAGAACAUCUCGUCAAGAAGGCGUCUAAGAAAUCAUUUGCACGCUCACAACCCCAAAACCAAAGGCAAAGAAAAAACAUGCAAUGUUUGUGACAUAGUGUUUAGCAGUGCUCUUAAUUUGAAAAUCCACAAGAAAAAAACCCAUCCAGGUCCUACUCCUUACAAGUGUAAAUUCUGCGCCAAACAAUAUCAUAAACGUUGGCAUUUAGAUGUUCACGUGAGAUCACAUACAGGGGAGAGGCCAUAUACAUGUGAAAUUUGCGGAAAAACCUUUAAAGAUAUGGGUACCUUAGGCAUGCAUGCCAAGUCACACAGCGCUCAAAGACCCUUUAAAUGUGAAAAAUGUGGAGCAUCAUUUAUAAGUGUUGGACCUUUAAACAAACACAAGAAAAGUUGUGUACAUGGUUUAAAAUAUGUCCCAAAUAAAGAGUGCCACAUUUGCAAUGUGGUGUUCGAUAAUGUUUCAGAUUUGAAAUCACACAAGAAGACACAGCAUGCAGACCCAGUGUCUUAUAAUUGUGAAUACUGCGGUAAAGCAUUUAAAAGGCAAUCUUAUCUGAAGGAUCAUCUGAGAACACAUACUGGUGAGAGAGCAUUUACAUGCGAAUUCUGUGGCAAAUCCUUUAUAAACAGAAAUACUUUCAGGAUGCAUGUGAAAGCGCAUGAUCCUCAAAGACCUUUUGUGUGUGGCACCUGUGGAGUGGCGUUUAUAAGUGUAGGCCAAUUAAACAGACAUGCUAAAAACCAUGAUGCAAACAUUCGUAAGAAAGUGAUGUGCAACAUAUGUGGGCGUUGGUUGAGAAGUAACAACCAUCUGAAAACUCACGAAAUGACUCACACAGGAGAGAAACCCCAUAAGUGUAGCCAUUGUAGUAGAGCGUUCACAGAUAAAAGUUGCUUAAAUCGACACAUAAAGAUCCAUACCGGAGAGAAACCUCAUAAAUGUGAUAUUUGUAAAAAAUCUUUUAUUCAAAAGAGUCAACUCAGAAAUCAUAAUCUUACCCACAACAAAAUU
Molecule: messenger RNA, 1305 nt
Organism: Lottia gigantea (owl limpet)
Lineage: Eukaryota; Metazoa; Mollusca; Gastropoda; Lottiidae
Exons: 1
Biological process (GO): regulation of transcription by RNA polymerase II
Molecular function (GO): RNA polymerase II cis-regulatory region sequence-specific DNA binding; DNA-binding transcription factor activity
Source: RefSeq, a predicted model, not a curated record